CUUUAAUGAUUCCGCGUGAUAUGACAAUGGUCAAAUUAUUGAUAUGAAACCUAAUCUUUGAUUACCCGCUUUAUUGACCUGGGCUCUUGAUAUCAUUUUAAUCGCAGACGGAGAAAAAGAGAGAAAGCAACCUGGUUUCGCCUGCGUGGGUUUGCCAUGUCAGGACCUUUUAAACGCCUUGUGUGACAUUAAACAAUCUGGCCUGUUGUGUGGAGUAAUAAUAAUAAUAAGUUUAAUAUUGGGGAAAAGAUACCUCACUAAUUAUACAAAAGGCAUGGAUAAAUCCGAGGAACUGACCCCCGAAAACGAAAAGACAUCUUCAAAUGAAGAUAUUAUCAGUAAAAACAAUAAUGAACGGCCUGAAAGAAUUAAACAUCGACCAAGCAAAAAGAAGAAAUGGAGACAUUCCGAAUAUGACGCUCUUGCAGAAUGCCGUAAAAUGUUCCGAAUGGAGAUGAUGCAGUUGGGAAAGGAGCUCUUCCAGUUUAGACAGAUGUGCCAGCAAGAGAUUUCCAAAUACAAGGAUCUUCUUAACAAGGCAAAUAACGAAGAACGCGAUCAAGACAACAACAUUGAAACCAAGAACGGAUACAGUACAAUGUUGGGUGGCACCUCUGUGGAACAGUACUGGAAGACCAAACUAGACAACCUUCAAGCGGAUAUGACGUAUCUCGAGAAGAAGCAAGCGCAGUUGGACAGAGAGCAACAGUUAGUGGACAAAGAGGACGAACUGUCCCAACGACUAGUCAGUCUGGAGAACUAUGAACAGGAGAUUGAAGAGUUGGAGUCUGUUCUUGACAAACGACAGACGAGGUGUUUAAAGCGCCAACAGAGCAUACAAGAUGUGGAGGAGGAACUUGAGCAACAGAGAGAGGAACUGGAGAACAAUAGACAGAGAUUGGAUGAAGCCCAGGAGAAGUCAGACCCCUCCACCACCGCACGCAAACACUGCCAAAAAUGUUUUAAGCUGGAGGUCGCUAAGCGUGGAAUAUUGGAGAAGCAGUCCGUUCUAGAAUCUACAGUUCAGAAGUACCGGGCGGAGCUUGCUUCUGCUUCAUCUAACAUAACAGGCAAAGACAUUCUCAUCUCCAAGCUUGACGAACAGGUGAAGUCAUUAAAUGAACAAUUGGAGCAAAAAGAUAAAAAAAUCAAGAAUUUGGAGUCCCGAUUGGUUCUGGUCAUAGAUGAAUGCCGAAAGACAGCCUCCAAAAAUGACAAUUCAGGUCUGUCGGACAGCGUGCACUCCACUCCAAGCAGACGACCAGACAGCCGACAAUCAGAAAGUAUAAACAGUGAUCUCUCCCUCAGUCGGUCUGCCUCAUACAGGGGAACUAACUCCUCCCGGCACCCACUGAGGAGAUCUGAUGGACUGGUUAGAAUGGACUCGGCCAGCGUGAGGCAUCCCAUGAGACUGAGCGUUGACAAUGGAGAGGACAGAUUUCAGAUGGUCAAAUCACCACUGCCUGAUAAAAGUAGUGCAUGUUCUGUAAUGUGACAGAAAGUAGGAGAAGAUUUGGGCAUUCUAGUGCAAGUGGUCAGGGGCAUUAACUGCAUGAGAGAGAGAGAGAGAGAGAGAGAGAGAGAGAGAGA
Messenger RNA from Ostrea edulis (European flat oyster), 1590 nucleotides. Its product is annotated as tropomyosin alpha-1 chain-like. Lineage: Eukaryota; Metazoa; Mollusca; Bivalvia; Ostreida; Ostreidae. The record is from RefSeq and is a predicted model, not a curated record. The transcript is spliced from 10 exons. The coding region runs from base 275 to 1495 and encodes 406 amino acids.